Molecule: messenger RNA, 1266 nt
Organism: Rosa chinensis
Lineage: Eukaryota; Viridiplantae; Streptophyta; Magnoliopsida; Rosales; Rosaceae
Product: protein MAINTENANCE OF MERISTEMS
Exons: 5
Coding region: 1-1266 (421 amino acids)
Biological process (GO): meristem maintenance; meristem development
Source: RefSeq, a predicted model, not a curated record
AUGUCUGUGAUUUGGGGACAGAAGCCUGAUGUUCUAGUCAAGCUACAUAUCUUAUAUUCUUCCCGUGGUUUUAACGAUGUGGAUGCUUUUUAUGAUUUUCUGACCACUGUGAUUGAUGGCCUUGGGGAUACUUGUGGUAUUCCAAUUCAGGGUGAUUCAAUAUCUGUACCUGAGGGUGUGCGGUUAGACAAAACUUAUUAUGCAUCUUUACUGUCAUCUACACUAGGAGUUACUAUAGAUGAGGCAAAGAAUGAAAUGAGUCGAUAUGGUGGAAAUGGGGUAACACUAGAGUGGUUGAGAUUAAGAUUUCAGAGUGUUUCAGAUGAUAGUUCUCUUGAAUUUAUAGAGUUUGCAGCAAGAGGAUUCUUGCUAUAUAUAUUAGGUUGCACACUUUUUGUGGACAAGACUGGGAAUAGGAUAAAUGUGAUUUACCUACAUUUUUUACGGGAUCUUAAUAGGGUUGGUCAGUAUGCCUGGGGAGCUGCGGGGUUAGCAUUUUUAUAUCGACAGUUAGGACUUGCAUCCAGACUUGGUUGUAGGCAAAUUGGGGGUUAUUUGACAUUGCUUGAGGCUUGGAUAUAUGAGCACUUCCGGAAUGUAGUUUCCCCUCAUCUUCGUGUUGAAUAUUCAAAGAAUGAGCCACGAGUGAAUCGUUGGGAACCUCGAAAAGAUGCAGGUUUGUCACUAGUGUACGUGCAAGCUCUUCGCCAACAGCUUGAUCAUAUGCAGGCGCACAAGGAUCCAUAUCGUGGUCAUAGGGAGGCUCAUCCAUUAUUGGAAAUCACAUUUUACACAGGAAUGCUUAAGUGUUUAGAUAUUGUGGAACCAUAUUAUCCUGAUAGAGUUCUAAGACAAUUUGGUCGAGUUCAAACAAUUCCUCGCAACCCUUACACCCCUUCUCGUGUUCGACGAGUUUCUGAUUCCAAAUCAUACAAGGUUGUGUAUGAGUACUUUGAUGGAUUGUGGCAAAGAUGGCGAGAUCACGUGUUAGCAGAUGCGAACCGAAGCACUCCAGUUAAGUUUUCAUAUGACUGCACUCCAGAAUACUUAUCGUGGUACCAAAAGAUCACACAUCCCUAUGUUCAACACCCUGAUCGGGUGUCUGCUGCAGUUGAUUCAAACGAGGAAAAUCAUCCUUUACAGUGUAUAUCACGGGUAUUGUGUAUCAGUCAAUCUAUUGUUGAUGUUGGCCGAGAUAAUGCUAUAAGACAACCAAUGACGCUAUAUGAGGCAAUUGAAAGCAUUCUUACAUAUACUAUUAGGUGA